This is a messenger RNA of Ictalurus furcatus (blue catfish), 4751 nucleotides long. It is a transcript of the gene arih1l, whose product is annotated as ariadne homolog, ubiquitin-conjugating enzyme E2 binding protein, 1 like. The transcript has 14 exons. Gene Ontology annotation, biological process: ubiquitin-dependent protein catabolic process; positive regulation of proteasomal ubiquitin-dependent protein catabolic process; protein polyubiquitination. The coding region runs from base 846 to 2432 and encodes 528 amino acids. Gene Ontology annotation, molecular function: zinc ion binding; ubiquitin protein ligase activity; ubiquitin conjugating enzyme binding. The record is from RefSeq and is a predicted model, not a curated record. Gene Ontology annotation, cellular component: ubiquitin ligase complex; cytoplasm; nucleus. Lineage: Eukaryota; Metazoa; Chordata; Actinopteri; Siluriformes; Ictaluridae.
GGCAGAAAUUCCCACAAGCACACGCCGCUAUCGCGUAGAAAGCCUUCAGAGAAAAGCUCGUGUUUGACACUGACACAAGGUGUGAUGUUAAGAUGUCCACAUGCUUUCGGCCAUGUUAGUGUGGAACACCCUAUAAUAUUUAUAAUUAUAAAUUAUACAGUAAUUAUAAUAAUUACUGUAUGUGAGAGUUUGUCACUGUUUACAGGUAGUUUGAGUGAGACAAAUCUAUCUGUAUCCACCUAAAAUAAUAUUAAACCUUCAUACACAAUAUGACAUUCUUAAUUGUUAUUUUACAAAAAAAAAAAAAAGUGUUUAGUUUUAAUAAGCUUUUUCUUUCUUUCUUGGCAUAGCGUUAGCGUUUUUGUUUGUUUGUUUGUUUUUCUCCACCCGUAAUCCGAAAAACCGCUCUUCCUGAACUACGUCAUAUUCAUGAGCAGCCCGUAUGAGUGCCUGCAAUCCCAUUGGCUAAUAUCCUUGUGAACUCAGCCAAUCACAGCGCAGGAGCCCCGAACACUCUCAGCCAAUCAUAACAUUGUCGAGAGGAAUGCGGGUGACGGAAAAGCGCCGCGUCCUGAACCACUUUCUACUGAACGUGUAAUGAAGUGCACUAGCGGUAGCAUUAAGGACUAUGCAGUGCGCUUCUGUAGGGGAGAAGGGAGCCGUUUGGGAUUUGACCAAAAUAACGCCUAGGAGAAGUGGGGAGGCUUUACCGUUAGCUAGCCCUGCUAAUGCGGCUGCUUUAGUUCUUAGCCUGUAGCAGCUAGAGCUAACAUCAGUGGAGAUUGUUGUUUUUUUAAUCCACUUUGUUUAAAAUAAAUAAAUAAAUAAAAAUAACACGCCAAGUAAUGGACUCGGACGAGGGUUAUAACUAUGAGUUCGACGACGAGGAGGAGGAAUGCAGCGAGGACAGCGCGGAGGAGGAAGCCGACGACGAUGCGCUGGACCUCGGCGAAGUGGAGCUGGUGGAGCCGGUGGUAGCCGGAGGAGAGCGGGACGGGUGCGAGGAGACCGGCAGCGGCGGCGGCCUCGGGGCCGGACGGGACGAAGAGGAUUACCGAUACGAAGUGUUAACCGCCGAGCAAAUCCUCCAGCACAUGGUGGAGUGCAUCAGGGAGGUGAACGAGGUUAUUCAGAACCCAGCGACUAUAACUAGAAUAAUGCUCAGUCACUUCAACUGGGACAAAGAGAAGCUCAUGGAGAGGUACUUUGACGGGAAUCUGGAUAAAUUAUUCUCGGAGUGCCAUGUGAUCAACCCCAGUAAGAAGGCGAGGACGAGACCGAUGAGCACGCGUUCGUCUAAUCAGGACAUGCAUUGCCAGAUCUGCUACCUGAACUAUCCCACUUCGUAUUUCACAGGUCUGGAGUGUGGACACAAAUUCUGCAUGCAGUGCUGGGGGGAUUACCUGACCACCAAAAUUAUAGAAGAGGGGAUGGGUCAGACCAUCUCAUGUCCUGCUCACAACUGUGAUAUUUUGGUUGAUGACAACACUGUAAUGCGGUUGAUCACCGACUCAAAAGUGAAGCUGAAGUACCAACAUUUAAUCACGAAUAGUUUCGUAGAGUGCAAUAGACUUUUAAAAUGGUGUCCGGCUCCUGACUGCCAUCAUGUGGUUAAGGUCCAGUAUCCAGAUGCCAAGCCAGUGCGCUGCAAUUGCGGGAGACAGUUCUGCUUCAACUGUGGAGAGAACUGGCAUGACCCGGUGAAGUGUAAGUGGUUGAGGAAGUGGAUUAAGAAAUGUGACGAUGACAGCGAAACAUCGAACUGGAUUGCAGCAAAUACCAAGGAGUGUCCCAAGUGCCAUGUGACCAUCGAAAAGGACGGCGGUUGCAACCACAUGGUUUGCCGUAACCAGAACUGUAAGGCGGAGUUCUGUUGGGUGUGUUUGGGUCCGUGGGAGCCUCAUGGGUCGGCCUGGUACAACUGCAAUCGCUACAAUGAAGACGACGCGAAGGCGGCCCGAGACGCCCAGGAGCGUUCCCGUGCAGCACUGCAGCGUUACCUUUUCUACUGCAACCGCUACAUGAACCACAUGCAGAGCCUGCGCUUCGAGCACAAGCUGUACGCGCAGGUGAAGCAGAAGAUGGAGGAGAUGCAGCAGCACAACAUGUCGUGGAUCGAGGUGCAGUUCCUGAAGAAGGCUGUGGAUGUGCUGUGCCAGUGCCGGUCCACGCUCAUGUUCACCUACGUCUUCGCCUUCUACCUCAAGAAGAACAACCAGUCCAUCAUUUUCGAGAACAAUCAGGCUGACCUGGAGAAUGCUACAGAGGUGCUGUCGGGCUAUCUGGAGCGAGACAUUUCCCAGGAUUCCUUGCAAGAUAUCAAACAGAAAGUCCAAGACAAGUAUAGAUACUGCGAGAGUCGACGCCGAGUUCUGCUGCAGCACGUGCACGAGGGCUAUGACAAGGACUUAUGGGAGUAUUUAGAGGACUGAGGAAGAUUCCUCCAAUCAUAAACUCUCUCUACGAGGAGGAACCCUCCUCUCCGGCGGCUCCCGAGAAACGCUCUCGGUCGCCUCCAGACAUCGUCUACGUACCGCAUCCAUUUUUUUUUCAUGCCUCUUCUGUUUUGUUUUUAUUGAGACUCUAAAUUAAUUUUAUUUGAAAUAAAAAGCUAGCUUUAUUAAAGACAAAACCAUGAUGUCAGUAUUGCAGUUUAGUUUGCAGCGAGGAACUGCGCUCUUCCCUCCAGCGGUGGCGUUCAUGGAGACUUCCUCGGUAGUUCUCUCUCUCUCUUGCUCUCUCGCUCGCUCUCUCUCUCUCUCUCUCUCAUAUUUUUAUCAGUUUGGUUACAAAGGGGGUCAUGCAUUUCAAUCUGUAAAUAACUUGUGUGCAUGGAACAUAGCGUGGGCCAGAUUUUCUCUCCUUUUUUUUGGUCCCCCCCUCAGUAUUUAUUCUUUGCAGAUUCUAAUAAAAGGCUUCUGUUUUUAUUUGUUAAAACUCGGAUGCUAGAGGAUAGAAACCACAUUAUCAUAAAGACCGCCGCAGCAACAGCGUACAAGUAGCCUUGAACGUUAAGGAAUGGUCCUGGGUGAGAGAGGGGGGGUGGAAUAAAAAUCAAACGCACUUUCAUACCCGUUACUGUGUGAUGCGGUCGAUCGGCUCAAAAGCGGCGCGCGCGUGUGUGUGUGUGUUUCUUUAGUUGCGUGUCUCGGUUACAAGGCUAAAGAUGGGAACAUCUGCACCAAGACUAAAAGAAGUAAACAAAUGAGUGAUUUUUUUUUUAAUGCACAUGUGACCACGAAGCCAGCUUCUGCAUCUUUUUUGAGCUAUCAGCCCUCUUCCGCAUACACGAGCUCACAGUCUCCCGUGAUUGACUAGUGUCGCUGUGAUUGACACGGGAGAGUACGGGUAUGUCCUGCCCACCCAGGCUACAGACGGCCGUGGCAUCACCAGGAUUCAAACUUGCGACGACAGAGCUUAACAGUUGUUUUGUAUUAACAGAAGAGAUUUCUACUGACUACACGUCACGUUCCAUCACGCGUCACGUUUAGUCCUGGAGCUCUGAUGAAAGCAUGUCGGACAUCAGUCAUGUUAAGACCAGCCCCCUCCCCCAAAACAAAACAAAACAAACAACCAACCAACCAAAUGACCCCCUUAAGUCGUCUAUAUAUGCGUUUGAUUGGCAACUAAAAACAGUAUUUGUUGAAUGUAGCAGAUGAACAUGUCUUAACCUUUGCUUUAUCACUGACCUGCAUGUAGGCAUGUGCCAAGAAUAAUGUUUCCACGAUAUUGGACAUGUGCAAUAUUUAAAAAAUGUUUUGUGUUUUUUUUUUUAUUAUUGUGAACACACUUCCCUGCGUUGCGUUCGUCAUCCUUUUUGGACAGCUUCCCCCGUUCAGCUGUCUCAGACGGACAAAAACGGAAGACGUGCAGACCUAAACGACGUUGACGUGAACGUAACGUCACCACGUGAUCGCUUGCACGUCGGUUCAGUUCUUGAAUGGUUAACACUACUAUAACAUAUAAUAUAGUUAUUUGCAAAUAAAGAAUGCAUCACUUAAACUUAAAGUAGUUCUCGUGCAACCUUUCGCCAUCAGAAGUCGCAUCGUUUAUCAAACAGCUUCGACUUGUACGCAGUUAAAGCGAUUCUCUUUUUAACAUAAAGAGGCCGGUUCCUGCGAGAAGCCAAAGUUCAAAAAGCGAUCGAUCUUUUUUUUUUUUUUGUAAACUACAUUGAUUUUGAUGACGUCCAUUUCAGUUUCUUCUUCAACACUACAAAAUGUGUAGAAAGAGGGGUGUUAAUACUUUCGCAUCUUGGCACAUGUCUACUGCAAAAUGGCUCUUUUUUUUUUUUUUUACUUUGGAAAUUGAGUUUUGCGAGUCGUUUCCGUGACUCGUUGUACUUCCUGCGUUUUGUACACACCUGUUUGAAUGCUUGCUUGGUGGCGAUCCGCAAGGCAUCAGACGCUGAUAUGUACAGUACCUACUCGAUCUAUGAUCCGGUCUGUAAGAUAGUUGACAGCUCUGAGUAACUGUCAUUGUCACACUCACGACUUUCUAAAACUGGAGUUGAUUGGAGUGUACAUAGUUCUUUGUGUUUCCUUAAAUACCGCCAUUGUGAGAAGCCUAAAGGACUCCAGCGUUGGCUGUACUGGGAGAUCUCCUCUCACCAAAGUGUGAAUAUCAGAUUUAAAAAAGAAAAUGAAUACUGCUUCUGGUAGGAGAAGUGUUCAUGUUCAGUGGCUUUCAUGUGUUAUAACCAUUCUUACAAAUGAAAAUUGUCCUAUUUAAAUAAAUCUCAUUCAAAAGUG